Cheilinus undulatus (humphead wrasse) is the source of this 3308-nucleotide messenger RNA. It is a transcript of the gene kif3cb, whose product is annotated as kinesin family member 3Cb. The record is from RefSeq and is a predicted model, not a curated record. The coding region runs from base 152 to 2467 and encodes 771 amino acids. Gene Ontology annotation, biological process: microtubule-based movement. NCBI's taxonomy places the organism in Eukaryota, Metazoa, Chordata, Actinopteri, Labriformes, Labridae. Gene Ontology annotation, molecular function: microtubule binding; microtubule motor activity; ATP binding. The transcript is spliced from 8 exons.
UGGGCUGGUCUGUUUUUCCUCAGCAUCCUGAUCUCUGGUUUUACUGAGGGAUGCUGAAGGAGAAGGAUUAAGGUGCGGUACGUGAAGGAGGACCAUAGGACCCCUCUCUCUUAUCCGGUUCUCUACCGGGGGUAAAUAUGCUCUAUGAUAAAUGACCAGCAUGUCUAAAGGGAGAGGCUCUGAGGCGGUCCGGGUGGUGGUCCGAUGCCGGCCUCUGAGCCGGAGAGAAGCGGACUGUGACAACAUCCUGGAUUUAGAUGAGAAACUGGGCCAGAUCACGAUCCGGAACCCCAGAGCCCCACCUGAGGAGCCCAUGAAGGUAUUCACGUUUGACUCCGUGUUCGGAUGGGGCUCCAGACAGAACGACAUCUAUGACGAUGCUGUCAGACCCCUGGUGGACUCUGUGCUCCAGGGUUUUAACGGGACUGUUUUCGCCUAUGGACAGACCGGCACAGGUAAGACGCACACCAUGCAGGGGGUCUCUAACGACCCGGACCUGAAGGGGAUAAUACCGACCUCAUUCCAGCACAUUUUCACCCAGAUCUCCAGGACUCAGAACCAGAAGUACCUAGUCAGGUCGUCUUACCUGGAGAUCUACCAAGAGGAAGUCCGGGACCUGCUCUGCAAAGACAAUAACAAGAGGCUGGAGCUGAAGGAGAAUUCAGAGUUUGGGGUCUACGUCAAAGGCCUGUCCUCAGUAGUGACUAAGAAUGCCACAGAGAUCCAGCAUGUCAUGAAUCUGGGAAACCAGUCCAGAUCUGUGGGCUUCACCAACAUGAAUGAGCGCAGCUCCAGGUCCCAUGCCAUCUUCGUCAUCACUGUGGAGUGCAGUGAGGUGGGACCAGAUGGGGAGGACCAUAUCCGGGUAGGGAAACUCAACAUGGUGGACCUGGCCGGGAGCGAACGCCAAUGUAAGACCGGGGCCAAAGGACGAAGACUGAAGGAAGCCGCCAAGAUCAACUUGUCCCUGUCAGCGCUGGGGAACGUCAUCUCAGCUCUGGUGGACGGGAAGAGCACCCACAUCCCAUACCGGGACUCCAAACUCACCCGCCUGCUCCAGGACUCUCUGGGCGGCAACGCCAAGACAGUCAUGAUCGCAACAGUGAGUCCAUCGCACAAGAGCUUUGAGGAAUCCCUGGCCACCCUCAGGUACGCCAGCAGGGCCAAGAACAUCAAGAACAAACCUCGCAUCAACGAAGACCCCAAAGAUGCUCUCCUCAGGGAGUUCCAGGAGGAGAUCGCCCGUCUGAAGGCCCAGCUGGAGGAGAGAGGGAUGCUGGCCAAGGAGAGGAGGAGGAUAAGGAGGAACAGCAAGAGACUGAGUAAGAGUUUGGCUGGGGUGGAAGAGGAGAUGCUCAAAGACAGGGAUGAGUGGAAGACCAUGGAGGAGGAACCAGAGGUGAUUUAUCGAAAGAAGGAAGGACGGGACAUCCACAGAGUCCUGAGUCAGGGGAAGAGUGAGAAGAUAAAACACCUGAAUGAGAACAGGAAGAGCUUAGAGGACAUGCAGUGGGACCAGGACGCCCUAGAGAAGAUCAUCGAGAAGUAUAAGGCUAUGGAGAGUAAACUGUUAGUAGGAGGGAAGACCAUCAUCGACCACACCAACGAACAGCAGAAGAUGCUGGAGAUGAAGAGACAGGAGAUAGCAGAGCAGAUCAGAAGAGAGAGAGAGAUCCAGCAGCAGAUGAUGCUUCAGGAUGAGGAGACGGUAGAAAUGAGGGAGACGUUCUCAUCUUUGCAGCAGGAGGUGGAACUAAAGACAAAGAAGCUGAAGAGGUUGUAUGCUAAACUCCAACUGGUGAGGGCGGAGCUCAAAGAUGUCAUGGAUGAACACGUCAUUACCAGACAGGAGCUGGAGCAGACGCAGACGGAGCUGACCAGAGAGCUCAAGUACAAAUUUCUCCUGAUUGAGAACUUCAUUCCCCCGGAGGAGAAGAACAAGAUCAUGAACAGACUCCAGUUUGACAGUGAGGAGGACCAGUGGAGACUCCAGCCAGUGCUCCCAUCAGAGAGUACGCCUUCUCAGAUCCGGAGGCGUCCUCUCUCAGCUGUGGGCUAUAAGAGACCGAUCAGUCAGUACGCACAGAUGGCUGCUGCCUCGGCAAGUGGACCCCCUUCGAGAUACCAAGUCAGUGGACCCUCUUCUAGAUACCAGGCUGAGAACAUCAUGCUGUUAGAGUUAGACAUGUCUCCACCCACCAUGUUCACCUUGAACCUGAACGGUACUCACCUGGAGAGAGCCUUUUCUCCACGGCUGGUCAGAGACCUCCUGGUAAACGGUCCUGUCAGAGAGAGGGGCACGACAUCACCACGUGUCAGGAAAUCCCAGUCCUGGUAUCAAACACCACAAGCAGCAGCUGUCACUCCGUCAUCAUCAUCCACCAACCUGACAUCAGGAUCUCAGAGACAGAGACCAUCUUCUGCUGCUUAUCUUCCAUCAGGAGGCCCGGUCCAGACCAGCCCCUGAUCUUUGUGUUGAUACGACUGUUCAAAUGGCUGCUUUAGUUCAAUGUGGCUUAGAAGGAACCGGAUUGGCUGAGGAGAAACUAUGGUGGUUAGGGGAAAACAUGGCUUUAUUCAGGAUUUCACAGCUUUUUAUUUAUGAUAUAAUUUCCUAUGAAUGUAGCUGAUAUAAAGUUUUUAAUGUGUAAUAAAACAGACUUCAAUGAAUGCUGAUGCUUCUAUGUGACCCAAAGAACUGAAUGAGACCAUAAAUGAGAAAACUGAUUAGUUCUAUCGUGUAGUUUUAGGUCUGCCCCCUGCUGGAGGGUAGAUGUCAGAUCAGGGGAUCAACAGCCUCCUGAUAAGAGUUUUUAUGAAACUUCCAUUUGUGCAUCUGACAGAUAUGUGCAUCUGUCAAAUGCACAUACAAAGCAAGAUCAGCAUAGAUAUGUCCAAAGCGGGGUGCCAAAAUUGACCCAGCCCAGAAGUUCAUCACAGGAUCCUGAAACCUUGAACAAUAGGAAAAGAAGGAUUUAGCUCAUUUUGCCAAAAACCCUGGUCCUUAAGUGGCUUUUUUGGUCCCAUAGAACAUCCCAGCCACACUCCUUAAAUCAGGUUAGACUUCCUGUUAAAUAAAUCAUGACAUUUCUCAGUGAUUUUAAGACUUAAACUUUAUGGCCUUUUUUCUUAAACACAUUAAUGUCUGUAAAGUAAAUUCACUUGUUGCCAAAACCCUGGAGGAUGAUGUGGUUAUGCCUGUAUGCUGGAUGAAUCGCUUCAAAUUAAAGCUAAUGUAAUUGUGAGUCAAAUGUGAAGAAAGCUUGCAGUGCACUCCUGAUUAGCUGCCUUAUUUUCAUAGUUGUGAA